Messenger RNA from Protopolystoma xenopodis, 1014 nucleotides. Lineage: Eukaryota; Metazoa; Platyhelminthes; Monogenea; Polystomatidea; Polystomatidae. The record is from the annotation of a GenBank genome assembly.
UUUUUUCGUUGUCUUACUCGAUUUCUAUUAACUGCUCAUUAUUAUAAUACUUUUAAUACUCGUUUCCCUUGGCAGCCCGAGUUCACUUGUAUUCUUGAUGGCACUGUCAACCCGGUUGUUCUGACUAACGUCUACUCCCAACACAAGCAACUUCUACAGAAGACCACAGAACAGUUCGCUGAUCCGACUGUCUCAUCAUCGCCUUGCCCCUCUUCGGUCGCCUCAUCUGCCUCUCCUAACUCAUUGAGCCAUAUGUGUCCUCACCAGCUUCCUACUGCAAAUUUAAAUGGCCAGCCAGGACAGCGGGUACUCAUUGCACCGUGUAUCCCAGCCCCCGAGGCUGCAGCGCUUGGUUCGGCCGCUUUGCAAUGUGACUCUACAUCUCAGGCCUCUCAGGAAAAUUGUACUUAUUUAGAGGAUCCAAUAGCAAAAAGGGAAAUAGAGUGCGAAAUGGCAUCCGAGACUUGUUUGGUUAAGCAAGGCCUUGUCGGCUUUCGUGUCUCAGCUGGUUCUGAUCUCCUGCCAAUCGAAAAAUCAGCACCCCAAACUCUCAACAAGGAAGUCGUUGAUGCUCAAGAGGAAGAUGAACUGGAAGAGGAAAUAGAAGAGGAAGAGGAGGAGGAAGGAGAUUAUUACGAAGAUGAGGAACAGGGAGAGGUAGAAGGGGAAUGCAUAGGGCUUGAGGUGACAGAUGACGAUGGCUACUAUGAGGUGCCUGAUCCGGCCAUAGCAACAGGAUUGGGGCAUGCAAGUCGGCCUAAGAAGAGCGUCAGUUUCUCGGAGCAACUGAAGGCAGCUCAGCUAGCAGCCGUUGCCACGUCUACUUUGCCCCUUGGUGUUGACCGUGAUACUGCGGAGGUAGAUGGCGAUGCCUUUCAAAGUGAUAAGGACGCUGAUUCAGCAGAGUCUGAUGAGCCCUGUUCAUCCCCUUCUGUAGGACUGCCGCGGCAGCCAUCGCUCGAUUUCAAGGGUCAGUGGAGUUCUUAUUUCAUAUACAUUUUUCUGAGUGCCUAA